This is a messenger RNA of Pocillopora meandrina, 921 nucleotides long. Lineage: Eukaryota; Metazoa; Cnidaria; Anthozoa; Scleractinia; Pocilloporidae. The record is from the annotation of a GenBank genome assembly.
AAUUAGUUGCAAAGAGGGUAUUUCAACUAAGGAAAUCGACGUACUUUACCUUCCAAAUGGUGAGGGUUGAUCAAAAUUUGUAACAACUGCUCAACGCUUGAAUGGUUUUACCACAUUUUCAAUGGCUUCCCUACGGUUUGUUUACUUUUGCGUUUUCUUUACAAAUCGUGUCCUAUUUCCACAGCCGGCCGGUCAUAAAUCUGGUAAGGUAAGGAAAUCGGGCAAGAGUAGAAGUCGAAGCAGAGGAGCCAGUAGCAGCCCUUCGAGAAAAGGUGGAAAGAAAGGUGGCAAAAAGUCUCGAUCGCCGUCCCCUUUGAAAACCAAGCGUGAUGUGGAUCUGUUGAGUCCUGAUGCAAUGGUUAAUGGUUACUAUAUUGCACACAAUGCUCCGCAGUUCCUGGGAUUUAGAGGAUUUGGCUGGGAAGCCGGAGGAAAAAAGGGUAAAAAGAAGAAAGGAAAAGGAAAAAAGAAAAAAUAAAGUUUUGGUAGGUUCUGGAAGUAAUCUCUUUGACGCCGGUGAUUACCCAUACAUAAUACUUUCACAAACGUCUCCCCAAUAAGAGGGCUCUGCGAACUGUCAGCAGGAAGCAAAAAGAGGAAGCUGUGUUUGGCAUGUGUUUGAUGUUGCUUGCUUGAGUAAAUUGGGCCUUGGAGUUAUAUUCCAGCAGUAAGAUUUGCAAUAUUUUAAGGAUCUAACUUGUCAUAAUUUCCUUAAGACAUUAUGAAGGUGUGAGAAGCUGUAAUGUACAUAAACUUAUCACUGCGAAUUUGCAUGAGAUGAAGGAUUGUGCAUGCUGAAGUGUUUUUAUGUGAAAUAGACCUGUUAUCGACUUUAUGUCAAUAGAUUAAACCCACCUAAUUUUCCUAUUAAACCUUGUAGCCAGGCCACCUUUGUCAGAGAGGAUCCACCCUUAUUUAUCA